UACUUCCGGUUUGUGGGGAAAACGUCAACACCUCCGUCCGUGGAUUCGUGUUCAUUGCUGUCAGAUCGAGCGUGAGAGGAGGUGUGUUGCAGCUCACAGUCGGUUUUACGGCAUCAUGAGCCAAAGGACGGAGAGACGUGGGAUACAUGUGGACCAGUCCGACCUGCUGUGUAAAAAGGGCUGUGGUUACUAUGGCAACGCCGCCUGGCAGGGCCUGUGCUCCAAGUGCUGGAGGGAGGAGUACCACCGGGUGCGCCAGAAGCAGAUUCAGGACGACUGGGCCCUGGCAGAGAAGUUGCAGCGCGAGGAGGAGGCGGCGUACGCCAGCAGCCAGGGAGUCCAGGCCCACCCCCAGUCCAGCACUCCUCAGCAGCCCCAGAGCCACACUCCGCUGGGACCCUUCUCCAAGUUUGAGGAGAAGAAAACCAACGAGAAGACGCGCAAAGUCACCACGGUGAAGAAGUUCUUCAGCCCUUCGUCACGUACCGCGCCAAAGAAAGCAGAGUCUCCAGAAAGUAAAACUCCCAGUCCAUCUGUGAGCCGUCACGCCAGUUUCGACACCGAUCAGGUGUCCAAGGACUUCGUGGACUUCCUGAAGAACCUUCAGAAACCAGGGCGCGAGAUCCACAAGCAGUGCCGAGUGUUUCUGAUGAACAUGUCCAGCAAGAAGCAGGACAUCAACGCCGACGAGCUCUCCGAGUGUGUGCAGGACUUCUACCAGGGCAUGGCUGACCGCUUGAUGGGUCACUUCAAAGGUUCCUCCGAGUCGGUGGAGCAGGUGAUGGACCAGGUGGAGAAGUACAUCAUGUCUCGUCUGUACAAGAGCGUCUUCUGUCCCGAAACCACUGACGAUGAGAAGAAGGACCUGGCGACCCAGAACAGGAUCAGGGCCUUACACUGGGUCACCAUCCAGAUGUUGUGCGUGUCCAUGGACGAAGAAAUCCCAGAGGUGUCGGAGAACGUGGUCAAAGCUAUAACAGACAUCAUCGAGAUGGACUCCAAGAGAGUCCCUCGGGACAAACUGGCGUGCGUGACUCGCUGCAGUAAACACAUCUUCAGCGCCAUUCGGAUCACCAAGAAGGAGCCGGCCUCGGCGGACGACUUCCUCCCAGCGCUCAUCUACAUCGUGCUGAAGGCCAAUCCUCCUCGACUGCAGUCCAACAUCCAGUACAUCACCCGCUUCUGCAACCCCAGCAGGCUGAUGACCGGAGAGGACGGCUACUUCUUCACCAACCUGUGUUGCGCCGCAGCCUUCAUCGAGAAGCUGGACGCUCAGUCCCUCAACCUGUCCCCUGAAGAAUUUGAGCGCUACAUGUCGGGCCAAGCCUCGCCGAGGGCGCAGACCUCCGGCGGCGACUGGGGCCCGGCGGCCGUGACGGCGUCCAACCCCGUCCUGGCUCAGAUGCACCACAACCUGGAGCUGCUGACGGAGCUGAGCAGCCGGCAGGAGCGGCUGAUGGAGGCGGCGCAGAGUCUCCACGCCGACCUCCUCUCCUGGCCCGCGGCGGUGGAGCAGGAGGUGCAGGGCGUCCUGGAGAAGUUCCCGCUGGAGAUCAAGUCCUGCACCGUGGCUGCCAUCGACGACGGCGACGUGGACAACGACAACCUGCCGCCGCCGCUCACGCCGCAGGUCUUCGCAGGGUAGACCCGCCUGCCAGACUCCCUGUGAACGCCAGGAUCUGAGGAACGCCUACUGAGGUUCUGUCUCUCCAACACUCCCUCUGAUUUUAUGUAGCACCUGAGGAAGGAAUCCUCACUUUUAUCUGCAUCAGUCACAUGAAAGUUCAGCCGUCACUAACGUCUCAUGUCGCUAGCUUCCUUGACAAAUGAAGAUCAUCCACUACAGAGUCGAGACGGAGCUGCGGUUCUGUUGCCAGUGUUAGGUUUUGAACUAGAAAAUCUGUGUUGAAUGUCAAGUUGGCUGCUGCACUGCGCCGCAAGAGGACAGACUUGAGUUUCUGAUUCCGACUGGUCCCACAUUUCACAUCCCAAACUGAGAGUGUUUCAGUCCUGAAGGCAGCUGGUGUCUUGUUCUAAAGUGAGUGUAAAUGGUGCUGUGGCCUCUGCAGUGGCAGAUGAAGGGAUGUUCCGUCCUGGAUCUAGUGGGGGCGGAGUACAGGCUCCGUCUUGCUGGAUCGUCCCUGGUCUGCUGGGUCACCACAAAAUACUUCACCACCCCGGGAAACAGUGUUUCAACGUUGAGGCAACUUUAAAGUAUUUAUUUUCAAACACUGUAUCAUUCUUAAGUCGAGAAUUUUGAGCUUGACGUGUAUUUUAACCUGAGUAACGCGAGGAUUUCUGCGUCGUGUGAAACCCGAUUCUCACUCCGAGUGUGUGCAUUUUUCUGUGUGCGAGGACGAAACCAUCUUUGGUUCUGCUGGACUUUCUGUAAUGUGCUUUUUUUUUUUUUUUUGUCAAAAAAGGUCAAAAAUAAACACACUACAUUCUGAGG
Messenger RNA from Synchiropus splendidus (mandarinfish), 2452 nucleotides. RefSeq names its product RAB guanine nucleotide exchange factor (GEF) 1 (gene rabgef1). The transcript is spliced from 9 exons. Gene Ontology annotation, molecular function: DNA binding; zinc ion binding; guanyl-nucleotide exchange factor activity. The record is from RefSeq and is a predicted model, not a curated record. Lineage: Eukaryota; Metazoa; Chordata; Actinopteri; Syngnathiformes; Callionymidae. Gene Ontology annotation, biological process: vesicle-mediated transport. Bases 116 to 1645 code for a protein of 509 amino acids. Gene Ontology annotation, cellular component: endocytic vesicle; cytosol.